This is a messenger RNA of Daphnia pulicaria, 2281 nucleotides long. RefSeq lists its product as uncharacterized. NCBI's taxonomy places the organism in Eukaryota, Metazoa, Arthropoda, Branchiopoda, Diplostraca, Daphniidae. The record is from RefSeq and is a predicted model, not a curated record. Gene Ontology annotation, cellular component: nucleus. The transcript has 9 exons. Gene Ontology annotation, molecular function: exonuclease activity; nucleic acid binding. Bases 132 to 2258 code for a protein of 708 amino acids.
UGGAAUAUGGAUAGCAGACGAAAAUAUCUUUACAAACAGCAUGCAGUGCCAUGUGCAACUGAGAACUGACAGUGAAAUAAAUCAAAUAGAUUGUAAUUUACACAUUUUCGCUGGUCUUGUUUCAAAAGAAAAUGAGUGGUGAAGUGAUGUCAAGGAAAAGAGCUGCACGGAUUGAGCGACGUAAAUCCCGAGUUGCAGCAAUUUUCAAAGUCGACGAAAAGCCAGAGUUCCAGGAAAUAACGAGUGCACAGAAAGAAGAACAAGGAGAUGAGCCACCAGAGAAGCAGUUGCAGUUGAGUCAGUUGAGUGACGAAGAAUACAAAGCACUUAGGACGAAACUCAGGGAAAGAAACAGAUUGACACAGUAUACCCCUGUAUUUAGACUUGUUCAAUUAGGCCUCACUGCCAGUUUGAAUGUCCCCAAGGCUUCUCGCAUUCCUGUUCUUGUGACUGAUGUGCAAACCCUUUUCUUGUAUACUAUUAUUGGGGAUUCCCGCUAUGACCACUAUAAGUGGUGCAGUCUUAACAAAUGGAAUAACCUGACACAAACACUGAUUUUGAUUGUUGAAGAUGUAUCAGUGGAUGAGUUAGAAAAUAAUACUGAUGUUUUCUCAGGGACUCUGAAAAUUUUUGAAGAUGUAGUAGAAAUGAGUAAUCCAGCAAGUGAUGGCUUUAGUCUUGAUCUUGCCUUAGCCUAUGUACCACUCAGUUAUGCAAUGAAGAGAAGAGUAAUGGAAGGCUAUCCUUCCUUGCAAGCUGCCUGUAAGGAUGGGUACAUAUAUGGAGUUACUGACUCACCAGUUCAAGAAAAUACUGAUAAAUUAUCUGCUGAAAGCCAUUCAUCAGAGAUUCCAACUAUAAAUUCAGAACAAAUUGUUUCAGGAUUGAAAGAAAAAACAACAGAGGCAAAAACCGAAAGAGAUGGAGAAAAAACAAGUAGGAACUGCUUGUCGAAUAACACCGAAGAGGGAAAUGUAGUGACGGGUGAUGUGAUGAGUGAGGAAAAAAGGCAGUGCAACGAAUCAGAUCUGAUAAAAACUGAUGUAGCCUCAAGAGUACAGGAGCAGGCUAAUUUGAAUGAAGUAACGUCUUCAAACGGCGGUACAUGUUUAGAUAUCAUUACCCAGGAAGACAAAAGCAAAUGUAGUCGACUUGAGUUGUUGUUAAACGCCUCUCAACUUAUCUCCGAACUGUAUCCUUUGCCUGGCAACGAAGAGUGUUGCAAUUUUGUUUUCACUCAGAAUGAAUACGAUCCUGUCACUGAUCAGUCGCCCAUGUUUUCGAUAGACUGCGAAUGGUGCACUUGUGUUGAUGGAUCAUAUGGUUUGGCUCGCGUGGCUGUUGUUGAUGAAAAUUUGAAAACUUUAUAUCACACUUACGUCAAACCAGAUUUGGCGAUUGCGGAUUACCUUACGAGAUAUUCGGGAAUUACCGAAGAGUUACUCCUGGAUGUUAAGAAGACCCCUUCUGAUGUUCAGCAGGAUUUACGAAAUUUGUUACCUUCUGACGCCAUUCUUGUUGGCCAAUCUCUACAGUCUGAUUUAAAAGCCUUAAAAAUGUUUCAUCCGUACAUCAUCGACACUUCCGUGAUUUUCAAUAUGACCGGCACGCGUUCCUUCAAAAGCAAACUCAAAGUGUUGGCGGCUUCAUUCUGUGGCCGUCGCAUUCAGGAUUCUUCAGAUGGUCAUGACCCGACAGAAGAUGCAAUUGCUGCAAUGGAGCUAGUACAAAAGAAGAUGAAAAUGGGAACAGAAUUUGGAGAUGUUAUUCUAAUUAGGGAUUCCUUUCCUCAUUCGUCAGCGGAGGGAAAUAACCAGGAUAAUCUCAUUCAUAUGAAGCUCUUUACUUUCAUUCAAAGUCACAACAAGAGUGCAACGUUAAUCACCACACACCCUUCUGUAGAAAAGUCUUAUCGCCCAGGAUUACUUAAACUCAAUUCGGCUGUUGUCAAGAGAAAAAAAGAUGAAGAAUCAUUGGCAGAGCCUGUUCAAAUGCUCGUUGCUAGUGAUUUAAAUGAAGCCGUAACAGUAACAUCACGUUCACGUUUCAACAACAACUUCACCCUUGUUCAUACUUCUUUGGAAAAAGGAGAGCUGGACUGCAAAGCGAAAUUGAAAGAUCUAGACAAAGCCAUUGUAGAAAUAUACCAUGGAGUUUCUGUGAAUGGAAUGAUGAUUGUAAUAUUUGGGGGGAAAACUAAUCCUGUGCAGAACGGAGCUUGUCUUGUGCGUGUAAAUAACAGAUCUCGACCAUUGUGAAUUACAAUGCAUUUGAAUUUGAA